AUGGACUCGUACGGCCACGCCUUUGCCGCGUUCGCCCCGCUCGUCGCUGCUGGCGCCAAGGAUGCCGUGCUCGCCAGGACUUUCGAGUCCGUCGAGGACAUUCUUGCCCAGGCCGAGGAGACUGAGCGCCUGCUCUUCCUGUCCACCGGCCUCUCCUCGACAUCGUUCGUCAUCCGCAGCGCCUUCGACCUCGCUGCCGCCCUCAACAAGGCACCCCCGGCCAAGCCUGCCCAGAUCACCAAGCUCGCGCGCUACUUUGAGAACAACGUCCACGCCUCGCACAUUGAGGAUGUCCACGCCACCCUGACCGCACUCAGCACCCUCUCGAACAACGCCUUCUUUGUGCCCCUCGCCAUCACCCCGGUCGCAAUCCGCGCAUCCCAGCAAUCUCCCCGCGUCUCCGUCCGCGUGACCAAGGCCAACGGCGAUGCCGCUGGUGUCCCGCUGACCGUCAAGCUUGUUCGCUCGGCCUCGAAGCCAGUCAAUGUGGCCCUGACCGCCGACGCCUCCGACGCCUCCUUGUACUCGUUCGAUCUCGUCGAGCUCGUCUCUGCCUCCGGCUCUGGCGUCUACGCGCUUGAGAUCUCGGCCUCCCCCGCCGGCACUGGCAAGCAGAGCGUUCUUUGCCAGGCACGGCCAAAGUUCUCGGUCUCUCCGUUUCCCGCUGCAUCCUCCAAGGCUGUCGAUCUCAAGUUCCCCGCCGCUGCUUCUUCCAAGUUCUCGGUGGACUUCCUCCAGAAGAUUAUCGUUCGCUUCAGCCUCACCGACGCCAAGGACCAGCCGUUCAUCGCACACCAAGUCUUUGCGCGCGUCAGCAACGCCCGCAACGACGUUGAGCACUUUGUCAUUGGCGAGCACAAUGCGCAGACCAACCAGUACCAGAUUGUCCUUGACAUUUCUGCGAUUGCUGAGGCACUCGACGCCGCCAGCGACGAUUAUGAGAUUUCGAUCAUUGUGGGUGAUGCUGGCUUGGCCAGCGCAAUCAACUGGAAGAUUGGCACCUUUGCCAUCUCCUUCCCCGAUAGCUUCAAGGCCACUCUCCUUGCCGCCCGCAAGCCCGUCUCGACCGUUGGUGGCUCGCGUGCCGACUUUGCCACCAAGAAGGAGAUUCACCACAUCUUCCGCGUCCCCGAAAAGCGACCCCCGAUCAUUGUUUCGACCGUCUUCAUUGGCCUGGUCCUUGCCCCCGCUGCCUUCCUCCUUGUCGCUUGGGGUCUGAUCGGCGCCAAUGUCAAGAACAUGUCAUUCCACCCGAUUGCCCACGUCUUCCAUGCAAGCAUUGCUGGUAUUCUGCUUAUUUUGGUCUUGUUCUGGCUCCACCUGAGCUUCUUCACCACCCUCAAGUACCUUGCGCUUGUUGGCAUUGUGGCUGCUGCUUCUGGCAACCACACGUUGCGACGAAUUGCUGCCGCCCGCGAAAAGGCCAGCCAGUAA
Molecule: messenger RNA, 1434 nt
Organism: Capsaspora owczarzaki ATCC 30864
Lineage: Eukaryota; Filasterea; Ministeriida; Capsasporidae
Exons: 4
Coding region: 1-1434 (477 amino acids)
Biological process (GO): protein N-linked glycosylation
Cellular component (GO): oligosaccharyltransferase complex; membrane
Source: RefSeq, a predicted model, not a curated record